Sclerotinia borealis F-4128 is the source of this 4593-nucleotide messenger RNA. NCBI's taxonomy places the organism in Eukaryota, Fungi, Ascomycota, Leotiomycetes, Helotiales, Sclerotiniaceae. The record is from the annotation of a GenBank genome assembly.
AUGUCUUCCGAGCCGAGUUCCGAAGAGUCAACCCCUUUACUGCGCCAAAUAUCUACCCGAUCGGUUCGCUCCACUACGGAUCAUGAUCAUGAUCAUGAUGCACUACUCGGGCGCCAAAAUAUAGCGAUUCGCGUUUCUAUCAUCUGUAUUCUUUCAGUAUUGGUUGUUGAGAUAGGCGAUUAUUUAAUUCAAGCACCGUUGGCUCGUACUCUUGAAGAUGUAAUAUGUCGAGCGUAUUAUUCAUCAGCUCCUCUCUCUAAGUUUACCGCAGCACCUCCGCUUUCAAUUCCCGAAAGUCAUUGUAAGAAUGAUGUUAUUCAAGGGAAGUUGGCGCUGUUGAAGGGCUGGGAUCAAACUUUGAGUUGUAUUCCGGGAUUGAUUAUGUCGGUGCCGUUUGGGGUGUUGGCGGAUAAAGUGGGGAGGAAAGCGGUGCUGUUUACGAGUUUGAUGGGGAUUACUUUUAGUUUGGUUUGGAUUCAGGUUAUUUGCUAUUUUGACUCAUUUUUUGAUAUACGAUGGAUCUGGUCCGCAAACAUAUUUCUUUUUCUCGGAGGUGGUACUGCGGUUGCGAGAACUAUGUUUUACACGAUCAUUGCGGAUGUGGUGGCCGAAGAGAAAAGAGCUACAGUUUUCUUCCAAAUUACAGCAGCUUCUCUGACAGCCACCUUAGCUGGUGUGCCUUUAGCUUGGUGGCUGACAAACAUCUCGAAUCUACGAGUUCCCAUGAUGUUAGCGGUUUUGUUCAUGCUCUUAGGAGCCUCCCUGAUUUUGGUUCUUCCGGAAACUUUGCAUCUCAGGGAACAUCAGAUUGUUUCUUCGACAAACGCUGGUCCGGCACGAGCAGAAGCAGCGGAAGACGGGGAUAGCUCCACUGAUGAUGAAGGAGCUCUGAUCUUCUCAAAGAAGAAUUGGAGAAUGCUUCUGGAGAAGUUCGAGGAAUCUCGGUUUGUCUUCACAAAUUCAAAAUUGCUCGCACUCUCCGUUACAUUCUUUGUCCAAUCUUUACAUGGAAAUAUGACCCAAUUUCUUCUUCAGCUUGCUUCGAAAAGACUUAAUUGGACACUUGUUGAUGCAAGUUUCCUCAUACCUCUUGCCUCGAUCACGAAUUUCGCUCAAUUGGUAUUCGUUCUUCCUGCUAUUUACGCUAUCUUAUCGAGGUUUCACUUGCAAGCCGCUGUUAAGGACUUAUUGGUUAGUCGAGGUUCUGCUAUGUUUAUGACCCUGGGGUCAUUCGGACUUGCUCUAUCUGCCGCUCGAGGCCUGUUUGUUAUGUCAACGGUACUGUUUUCUCUUGGAUUAGGUUUGUUUCCAGCCAUUCGAUCUCUCCUCACCGACUUAGUGCACCCCACACAAGUCAGUCGAUUGUACGGUAUUCUCGCAGUUAUGGACACGAUUGGCGGAAUGAUUAGUAGCCCCUUAGUUGCAGGAGCGUUUAGUGAGGGUUUAAAGAAGGGAGGGUUGUGGAGCGGAGGAGGAUUUCUGGUCGCUGGAAUUGCAUACGCUGCUGCUGGGAUUCUAACUUUGUCUGUCAGUGUAAAGAAGGAUGAUAAUACUAACGACGAUAUCCAUGGGCCUGAUCAUUCUGAAACUCAGACAAUUCACCCCGAGCCACCAAGAUCAAAGCACAUCUUCAGACUUAUACAAAAUGUCGACCUCCGAGAUGUUUUCCUUUCAUUUUCUUACUCGAAUUUCGCUAUACAAUCUGCGAGAAAAAUGCAGCUUCCAACUGGUGUCAAUCGCAAAUAUGCCGCCUUAGCAGGCUUUGCUCUAGGACUGGCCUGGCUUUGGUUUGCUUUCGAUCGCCCUCGUGUUAUACCUACAUAUAUUAUCUGGAAUGCCAAUUCCGAUAACCCGCAAAAAAAUAUACCCCCUCCUACUUUAGACCAGCAAGAUGUAUUCGAUUUCCCGCACGUCAAUUCCGAGGUUAUGAAAGCAGUUUGUGCUACGCAAACAUGGAACUCGAGCAUCAUAUUUACAUGUGAUAGCAACGUAGGAGGAGUUGGACAUGUGCGAAAUUCGAUACUGAAUUGUGUGCGAUAUGCGAUUGGUGCAGGUGGUAGCUUGGUUAUGCCAAAUAUUAAGCUGAGGGAAGAUAUCCAUGAAUUGAAUAUGAUGCCGAACGAAGAAGAGGGGGAAUCACAUAUGGGAAAACGACAUGGGCUUGGUUGGAAGGGGAUGGAUUACAUGUUUGAUGCGCACCAUUUCAAGAGAUCGUUGAAGAUGUCAUGUCCUGAAUUGAAUGUCAUCGAUCAUAUGGAACAAACGGUGAAUGGGAGAAGACGCGGGCUUUUGCCUGAGAGCUUAUUUCUCAACCGGCCAACAAGUGGAUUGGAACAUCCAGAGGAAUGGCAGGAAAAGUUAAAUGUUUGGACCGAGAAGUAUAUGUCACCUACGCCACAAUCGAUACCAAUUGUGGUUGAUCUCGAACAAUCAAAUCUCAAAUACCCAACCCAUGCCGAUGGCCAUAUCUUCGCUCAUGAGUUCGGACAGAUCAUGAAAUUUCGACCCGAUGUCCGUCGACUCGCAACAUCGACCUUACGCCAGAUUUCAAGCUGGUAUGACGUAUCGCUCAAUGUCAGCUCAAUAAUUGUCACCCCUUCAUUCUUGGGCGUACAUUUGAAAACCGAACCGGAAGAAAUUGAUAAGCGACAUACUACUCCUGCUCCAUUCACGCACUACGAUGGUCAGGCCGAAGCAUAUAUUGCACUGGCUAAAUCAAUGAAAAACCCACUCAUCUAUGCUGCCUCUGGUGAUAUUGAUUCUACUCACAAGUUCGCGAGUGAAGCCAAGAGUCAGGGUAUUGAGGUUACGCACAAAGAGGAUCUCUUGAAGGAUCAUGAGCGAGAAGAGCUCUCUCAUCUUAGAUGGGACCAGAGAGCUUUGAUCGACUACCUUGUCGUUUUGCGAGGAGAAUAUUUUGCCGGUGUAGGACAUUCAUUAUUCUCGUGGAAUGUGAUGUUGAAGAGACAUGAAUCCGCAUUGUUGAAGCAGAAGUACCACAAUGAGACUUAUGCCGAUGAUCUAAGUAGUCUCUAUGGUGUCCCGUCUCCAUACGUCAUAAUUUCGAGAGAUCAUUGGAGCGAUAGCUUGCUCCAUCGAUGUACCAAACCGACGUCGGAUGGACUAUUUGCUCGCCAUGUUGAGAAAUCCGCCAAGCUACUCCUGUAUCGGAAGAGUUAUUGUUCCCUACAAGUCACGAUGAAACUCUCUACGAUUCUCACUGCAGUAAGCCUACUGAGCGGUGGCACUGCCCAAAGCACUACUAGUCCCGGUUAUGCUACUUUGAAUGGGACAUUUGACUAUGCCGGGCCCCACAAUCUACGAUACGACACCGGUAGCUAUGGACCUCCCGUCGAGGAAUUCCACUACUUCUACGAUCAAUGGCCUAUCGGCCUUGCCAUCUCCAAAACCGGUCGAGUCUUCACCUGCUAUACACGCGGUACAUAUGCCUACACACUUGGCGAAGUGGUGAAUCAAACCGCCGAAGCAGCAUACCCAUCCCUACAACUCAAUACUCCGCCAGGAGGCCUCUACAGCGAAUCAAAUGGCAUACAAUUUGGAUCUUCCCUGCAAGAUUAUUUUAUUUCGGUUCAAGCACUGUUCGUCACGCCGGAUGAUACCCUUUGGGUUCUGGAUACUGGUCGUCCUACAAUCAAUGAGAGUCAGGCUCCCAGUAUGCCAUAUGCAGUGCCUGGUGGACCAAAACUCGUCGCGAUUAAUUUGUCUAAUGAUUCGAUUAUACGCACGUAUACGUUUCCUUCCAAUGUCCAUUUUCCAGAUUCUUAUCUGAAUGACUUGAGAUUUGAUCAGCGAAGUAAUAUUACAGAAUUUGGAGGCGGGGUUGCGUAUUUAGUUGAUUCGAGUAAUGAGGGAAGAAAUGGAUUUAUCAUAUUGGAUUUGGGCACUGGAGAGAGCUGGAGGAUGUUAAGUCAACAUAAGAGUGUUUUAAAAGUGCAGGAAGAUGUGCCUAGUUAUAAUGGGAUACCAUUCUAUUUGAGAGAGACAGGAAUGGGUGUGGGAUUUCAGCAGGAGGGUUUGGAUGGGUUGGAGUUGGGGUUGUGGGGUGAUAUCCUCUACUACUCCCCCCUAACCUCCAACACUCUCUACAGCAUCCCCACCUCCUACCUCCUCACCAAUCCCUCUACCAACGCUCUCGCCCCCAAACUCGCAAUGGAUAACGUACACAACCUCGGCCAACGCGGCGGUAACGCCAAUGGCUUCGCUGCAGAUUCGCUCGGUAAUAUCUACAUGCUGAUGCCCUCCUCAAACGCAAUCUACAUCUGGAACAGCACAAUAUCUCAAGUAGUACCCUUUGUAAGAGAUCCGCGGAUCGUCUGGCCCGAUAGUGCAAAUGUUGGGUUUGAUGGGUAUCUUUAUUGGAAUAUUAAUCAGUUGCCAUAUCAGCCGGAUUGGAAUGGAGGGAUAGAUGGGAGGGUGGGGUGUAUGGAAAGAGAGGAGGAUGAGAAUUGGCGUAUCUUGGUUGGAAUAACGUCGCUUCUCAAUCUCGCUACGUCAUCGAAUAUCUUUGUAGAGCUGAAUAAGUGGAUGGAUAAAGCCGAAGGUGAUGCAAUGGGCUCAAGAUCAGACGAAUAG